This is a messenger RNA of Metopolophium dirhodum (rose-grain aphid), 1535 nucleotides long. RefSeq names its product general transcription factor IIE subunit 1-like. Bases 66 to 1262 code for a protein of 398 amino acids. Lineage: Eukaryota; Metazoa; Arthropoda; Insecta; Hemiptera; Aphididae. The transcript has 6 exons. Gene Ontology annotation, cellular component: transcription factor TFIIE complex. Gene Ontology annotation, biological process: transcription initiation at RNA polymerase II promoter; transcription open complex formation at RNA polymerase II promoter. The record is from RefSeq and is a predicted model, not a curated record.
UUUUAUGUUUUAGUAACAGUGUACAAUAAACUUAUCUCAUUCAUGACCUGCUAUUUCUUUUAAAAAUGUCUGCUGGAGUCGUGGUUAUGGAAGUGCCAACGAGCUUAAAACGUCUUGCACGAUUGGUUGUAAGAGGUUUCUAUACUAUAGAAGAUGCACUCAUAAUUGACAUACUGGUUAGGAAUCCUUGUAUGAAAGAAGAUGACAUGUGUGAAUUAUUAAAAUUUGAAAGGAAAAUGCUUAGACAACGCAUAUCUAUACUGAGAAGUGAAAAAUUUUUACAAACUAGGUUGAGAAUGGAAACUGGUGCUGAUAGUAAAGCACAGAAGGUCAACUAUUAUUUUAUAAAUUAUAAGUCUUUUGUGAACAUGGUCAAGUAUAAACUUGAUUGUAUGCGAAAGAAAAUGGAGACACAGGAACGUAAUGCUACAAGUCGAGCCAGUUUUAAAUGUGUUCAAUGUUUUAAAACUUUUACCGAUUUAGAAGCUGAUAUGUUAUUUGAUUUCCAAACCAACGAAUUCCAUUGUACUUUUUGUGGGGAGUUGGUUGAAGAAGACAGUUCAGUUCUACCACAGCAAGAUUCUCGUGUAAUGUUGGCUAAUUUCAAUGAAGUUGUAGAACCUUUUUAUACAAUACUUCGUGAACUAGAUGGUAUCCGCCUUGCACCAGAACUUCUCGAACCAGAACCUACCCGUAUUCUAGGACUGGAGUCAGCAACACCACAGUCUUCUGGCGCUAAACAAAUGAAUGGUAUGGAACGAUGGGGACCUGACAAAAUGCGAAAUCUGGACUCAAAUAGUUCUAAAAUGGAAGUUACUAUUGGCGAAGACCUCAAAGACAAUCGUCCAGUUGUCAAAGAACGACCUAUAUGGUUAACAGAAAGUACAGUUGUGGAAAAUACUUCUACUCGAGAUUCAAUUGAAAUGGAGACUAAAGCUCCACUUGAAUUCACUCCUGAUGUAGAUAUAAUGACUGUCUUAUUGCAACAUGAAAAACGUGCGUAUCAAACUGAUAAGGCCGGUAAGAAAAGUGGGCAGGACGCAGAUUCAAGUGAUGAACCUUCUAUUGGUUUAGGUGUUGAAGAGCUAACAUCCGAAGAGGAAAAAGAUGAUGAAGAUGUGCCUUUGGUAAGUGUGGCUGGUCGUCGUGUACCAAUAACAGAAGUCGUGAAUAUGACAGAUGCCAUUAGUCAAAUGACACCAUCCGAAAAAGAACACUAUAUACAAGUUUAUCAAGACUAUUUCUCUGCGUUGGAUGAUUAAAUGUUCAAUAAUGACAAUAAAUAAAUCUAUUUAUACGCUUCAUACAAUUUUUGCUACUCUUCUAUAGUAAAUAUUUAAGAAUAUAAACAAUUUGUUAGGUGAAUUAUUGGGUGUAAAAACUUUUACAUUACAUGGAUAGUAAAGGUAAUAGUUAUAUUAUAUAUUUUCCAUUCAAUAAAGUAGUUAAUAUUUUCUAUAUUCCACAUACAUAGAUUACAUAAAAACUUAGAACAAAACAUACAUUUAUAUUUUACCAUCAUUAUUAUAAUAUUU